AACCUCUUUGUUGGAGACGUAUAUCUUAACGUAUUCGAAAGUCUUCGAAUACGCUCCCGCGACGGCAUGCAUUGCCUACUUAUAGUGCAUACAGGGGAACAGUGACAAAGAUCGGACACUAGCGCCCGUUUUGGCUCAGUCAGGGUCCGGUCGGGGGUUUCAUACAUUGGCAUGUCUUUCCGCACACUGCCGUUUUGCUUUAGUUCGAAAAAUAAUGCCAGGGGGUGAAACGAAGCGUCUAUUCUUGUCUCCUUACCACCAUGGUCCCUACAGCGUUCUUGGUCUUGCUAUAUCUUGCUGCCUACUCCUCGGGAUUGCGACUAAAGAUUGAAGGCCGACACAAUGUUCAAACUCGACAUGAGCUCCUGCGACGGGGAAACAUGGAUGGGACCUCUGCUUUGAACAAUAAUGCGGAUAUUAGCUAUUAUACGAACUUGACGCUUGGUGGGGAGGUCUUUACAGCACUUGUUGAUACUGGGAGUUCGGACUUGUGGGUUGCAGGUAGUAUUACGGAUAGUGUCGACACUGGGGCGACUUCUGGGGUCAGCUAUGCCGUUGGCGGAGUGAAAGGUCCCAUUAAAACUUCAACCCUUCAAUUCGCUGGGUACACCGUGCAGGAUCAAGCAUUCCUCCAAGUCACACCCGACAGUGAUAAUGCGAAAGGAACAGGACUGCUUGGCCUUGGACCUACGUCCGGGUCCAAUAUCUAUACUACAUUGAAUACCUCAGCUGGAUACGCGGUGCUGGACCGUAUUUUUCUACAAAAUACCUCAACCCCAAACUAUUUGACGGUACUUCUGGGACGCACCCAAGAUCCAACCGAUGUCUUUCCCGGUGAUAUAUCGAUCGGAGAACUUAUACCCGGCUAUAGUAGUGUCGAGAAUGAACCAAAACUAGACGUUACCAUAGUCCCCGUUCGAGCAUCCAGCGAUCAACAUUUCCAGAUCUUGUUAGACCAGAACGGCUUACUAGGGUCAGAUGGGCAGCCAGCAUCCAUCACGACCGAGGUGCAGCAGACGUCAAAUUCAAAGCAGGCUACUGCUGUUGUAGACACCGGUUUUUCAUUGAGUCAGGUACCCAAGUCCGUUGCGGAUGCGAUAUACAGUCGCUUCUCUGGCGCAGAAUACCAUAAUAUAACAGGCAUUGGCGAAGCAUGGCUUGUACCCUGCGAUCAAGAAGUAAACAUUACAUUUAAAUUUAGUAGUAUUAGCUACCCUAUACAUCCCCUGGAUGCUACCAUGGAUCCAUCUCUAUUGGGAUUGACUGGCGUUGUGAAUUCAGAAGGUCAAUCUUCGUGCAUAGGUUCGUUUCAACCUAUCAGCUUUUCAACGCCAGGCGCCCAAACGUACGAUAUGAUUCUCGGAAUGUCGUUCCUUCGCAAUGUUUAUGCCGUCUUCAACUAUGGAGACUUUAUAGCUGAAGGAAAUGACACCAGCAAUCGCGGAGAUCCCUACGUUCAAUUCCUUUCCACGACCGACCCUACUGAAGCACAUUCCGAUUUCGUCACUGUCCGCUUGAACGGUAACGAUACUACCGGCGGCCAGACCCUCAAUGGUCCAACUUCCAGUGGCAGCGGUGGUCUUCCCAGGGCCGUAUAUUUUGGUAUCGCCGCCGGUGUUCUCGGUCUUGGUCUCCUCCUUAUGGUGUGCGCUUUCUUUAUGAAUCGACGGAAAAAGCGGGGCAGCACAUCUUAUCGUCCAAUAUCGUCGCCAUCGCCUCCCGUGGAUAUGCAGCUUCAUGCGAACCCUCCACGAUACAGUCUACCGCCACAGUACGACUAUGCUUCGUCAGAACCGUAUCACGAUCGACCGCAGAUGCCUGCUCAGGCCCAGUUGUACGAUCCACAACAUAGCCAACAUAUGCCGUCCGUGCAGUACGGGGGAUCUUAUCAAAAUCCAUGGGACGGCGCUCGGUGACAUUAAUGAGGGCGCUUUCCUGCUAUGAGGCUUAGUGAUAUCUGUUAAUGCUUCCAUCCUUAUUUGGAUAUACGCACUGUUUACUUAUUUUACAUGUAUUCAUGGGACUGCGCAUUUAGUAGAGUUGGAUUUGUACAGUGAGUGAAAUGUGGAACCCUUGGUGUAUAUGAGUAUAAGUAGAUUGCUGAAAAAAAAAAAUAUAGUAACGAAGCUUGAAA
Molecule: messenger RNA, 2134 nt
Organism: Desarmillaria tabescens
Lineage: Eukaryota; Fungi; Basidiomycota; Agaricomycetes; Agaricales; Physalacriaceae
Product: aspartic peptidase domain-containing protein
Exons: 10
Coding region: 261-1916 (551 amino acids)
Biological process (GO): proteolysis
Molecular function (GO): aspartic-type endopeptidase activity
Source: RefSeq, a predicted model, not a curated record